CGCGAGAAUACUUUGCUGUCAAACUGUCAUUGCCAUUGGAAACGUGUGGCAUCGUGCCCUUAUCUUAUCAGCUGACAUUACUGGUUAAUUCAUUUUCGCAUGGGUAUAAGCGUGGGCGUAUGUUUGAAAAGCGUUUAGCGUGUGCGAAUACAAUGAAUCGCAGGACUUUCAGGCCUUGGCGUAAAUCGAAUUUAGUAUUUAGAGUUGACAGUGUUUUCAAAAAAUGCAGAAGAAAAGAUGACAGGGCUACAAUUGAGGAACAAGAGGCUGAUAUAGACCAGUUAGAACAAAAGUUAGAAAAAGUUCUAAAAAUGUGUGGUCUGAUGGUUGACGUGGGGAAGAACUAUGUUGCACAACAGAGCCAAUUCGCCAACAGCCUGUGGGACCUGAGCGUGUACUUCAGAGACGACUCGGACGUCGUAGUCUGCCUGAACAAGCUGAUACACGCCUUGCAGGAGAUGAACAAGUUCCACUCCAUCCUGCUGGACCAGGCUUCCCGAACUGUACUCAAGAAUCUCACGGCCUUCAUUAAAGGGGACAUCAAGGGGGUGAAGGAAUCCCGCCACUACUUCGAGAAGAUCUCCGGCGACCUGGACGCCGCGCUGUCGCGCAACUCGCAGGUGCCCAGGAGCCGGCCCCAGGAGGCGGAGGAGACCCAGAACCUGCUGUGCGCGACGCGAUCCUGCUUCCGGCACACGGCCCUCGACUACGUGCACGCCCUCAGCAUCCUGCGCGCCAGGAAGAAGCACGAGGUUCUCGGCACGCUUCUGUCAUACAUGCAUGCCUACAGCACGUUCUUCCACCAGGGAACAGACCUGUGUCAGGACCUGGAGCCAUUCUUCAAACAACUCAGUGAUGAGGUGAACGACAUGCGAAGGCAGUGCGUCAAGAUGGAGAAGGAAAUGGAGAACAGGCAUCUGUACGUGACUGCCAGCGACAUGGUGACGCCGCCCGUGCGGGAAGGGGCUCCUGGCAUGGAGGGCUACCUGUUCAAGAGGACGUCCAACGCCUUCAAGACGUGGAACAGGCGAUGGUUCACGCUGCAGAACAACCAGCUGGUGUACCGCAAGAGGACGGGAGAGGACUCUGUCACAGUGAUGGAAGAAGAUUUGAGGCUGUGCACCGUGAAGCCAGUGGUUGAGGGAGAGAGGAGGUUCUGUUUCGAGGUGCUUUCUCCAACAAAGAGCCACAUGCUGCAGGCGGACUCGGAGGAGAUGUACGGCCUGUGGUUCUCGGCCAUGCAGCACGGCAUCGGCGCGGCCAUCCAGCUCAGCAUCGGCGGGGACGGCAUGAUGGGGGGCUCCGCCGCCAACCACGCGGGCAACCCCGCGGGGAGGGACUCCAGCAGCUCGCACUCGCCCAGCAGCUCCAUCAGCGAUCCUCCGGACCGGCCGUCGCCGGACAAGCCGCGCAAGUCCAGAGUAUGGGAACAGCUGCUAAAGAUUCCUGGAAAUGAUGUUUGUUGUGAUUGUGAAAAUCCAAAUCCUCGUUGGGCCAGCAUAAAUUUGGGCAUCACUUUGUGCAUUGAAUGCUCUGGAGUCCACAGAAGUCUCGGUGUCCACUAUAGCAAGGUCCGAUCUCUCACUCUGGACGCUUGGGAGCCGGAGAUAUUGAAGGUCAUGGCAGAGCUGGGAAACAGGAUUGUGAAUAAGGUUUAUGCAGCGAAUGUCUCCUCAGAAUUUGAUAGAGCAACCCCAAGCUGCAGUGGAAACAUUCGCGAGGCGUGGAUAAAAGCCAAGUACGUGGAGCGCAAGUUCGUGAAGCCGCUGGCCGUCGUACAGAGCGACCAGUCCCCGCCGUCGCCCCAGGACGCGAGGGCGCUGCGGCCCACGCGGCUGUCCUUCAGCAAGUGGAGCGUGCGGAAGCUGCGGCGUCGGCCCCGCAGCCGGGACAGCCGGUCGUCGAGGCACAAGGGCUCGCCCCCCGCGCCGGCGGGCGAGGAAGGUGCACCCGCGUCGUCCACCUUCUACCUGUCGGACGGGGUCGCCGCCCCGAGCCCCGAGGCCCCGGAGUCCGCCCCCGCGGAAGACGGCCUCGCCGACCCGGAGGUGCUGGUGUUUGGCACUAGCCUCGCCACGGAGCCCCUGGAGGGCCCCAUCGAGAUAAGCAGCGACCAGGACUCCACGGGAGGGGAGGAUGAGGAGUUCACCGGCGAGGAGGACAUAGCCAAGCUGCACCCAGACCUCCUGCUGUACAAGGCAGCGCUGGCACACAACCUGCCCGUCAUGUGUGAGGCCCUGGCGCUCGGAGCGGACAAGCUGUGGGUGAACGUAGAGGACCGCGCGCGCUCUCCCAUCCACCAGGCCAUCAUCAGCGGCUCUGUAAUGUCUUGCGAAUACCUCCUCCUCAAUGGUGCCAAAAUAAAUGCCCAAGACUGUGAAGGGAAAACGCCAUUGCACUUGGCAACAGAAAUGGGCCACACUGCACAGGUGUGUCUUCUCCUCAAGCACAGAGCUGAUCAGCACGUGAAGGACAACAGCGGCACAGAGCCGUUGAGCAUCGCAGUUCGGGAAGCAAACGCGGAUAUUGUUACCUUGCUGCGGCUGUCCAUCCUGAACGAGGAGAUCAAGGCCUCGGAGAUGGGCUCUCUGGGAGACGACACCUUCAACGACGUGGUGCGGGACUUCUCGCAGCUGGCCUACUCCCACCCGGAGCGCCUGGUGCGGGGCAAGAGCGAGCGCCAGGGGCCGGAGUGAGGGUGGGGGGUGGCGGCCACGAGACCCUCGUCGUCGUCACACCGAGCGCUGCCCUCCUUCGUGCGCUCGUCCGCGCGCAGGCUCUUCCCCAGGGGCGGCAAGAAAACAAAGAAGCUGCAGUAGCAAAUUAGAAACUCUCUUUCUUCCUCCUGAAAUUGCCAAGUUUCAACGAGAACAAGUAUUCAAGACUUCUUCGAAUAAAUGGGGACAUAAUUAUUGAUGUCUUGACCUCGAGAUUUAUGUAUGCAUUGUAGUUUCGUCGAAUGUUGGGCCUAAUGAACUGUUUGUGCAACAUGUUUCCAUGCUAUGGAUUGGAAAUGUGCCUUAAGUGUUUUCAAGCUUCACAUUUCAUCAGUGCUAUAAAUUUUUUGUUUUGAGAUGAAUUAUUCACAUGUAUUAAAGAUUAAUAAACUUUGUAAUUCAUGGUGCUUAAUGAAAUGCAUAUCUGCAAGUA
Messenger RNA from Bacillus rossius redtenbacheri, 3150 nucleotides. It is a transcript of the gene CenB1A, whose product is annotated as arf-GAP with coiled-coil, ANK repeat and PH domain-containing protein 2. NCBI's taxonomy places the organism in Eukaryota, Metazoa, Arthropoda, Insecta, Phasmatodea, Bacillidae. The transcript is spliced from 16 exons. The record is from RefSeq and is a predicted model, not a curated record. Gene Ontology annotation, cellular component: cytoplasm. Gene Ontology annotation, molecular function: GTPase activator activity; protein binding. Bases 120 to 2696 code for a protein of 858 amino acids.